UUCAUCCUAAUCUCGGCAACGAAGACAACCAAGGGAUCAAUCAGCUCACUGAUAUUGUGCUUUUAACUUGCCUUUGAUGUCUUGAAGGUAGGUAAUUUUAAGUUUUAAGUAUAACUAUCCAAUCUGCUCGCACUCAGCAGCAGAGUUGCAUCGUACCCUAGAACGAAGACUUGCAUUCAGGAAAGAAACUUAGUAACUGUCUCCAUAAAUAAUGGCCAAACCUUGGAUCGAACUCAAGCAAUUACAACAUAAAUAGGCGAAAGCCUUUGACUGUAGAAAUUGGUCCAAAGUAAAUCGCGUAAACUAACUUGUUCACAAACACAUUAGCUCACAUUAAAACCAACGAAGUUCGUCUAAGAAAUAUAAAUGAAGGGCAUGGAACUGUACAACUACUGUUAAAAAUUCUCUAGAAAAACUUGGUCAAGUUAAGGUCGAGUGCAUAAGUUGUAAGAUAAUCAUGAAAUUAUUUAUUAGGAACCUUGUCGUAUGUUCUAACUAUUACUCAAGAGUGUUAAUGUACUGAUUUCCGGGGUUGUGCCUCAAAUCAUGAUGCUCAAAUCGAUUUAUUGAGAAAGAGAUCGAGUUUAAUAGUACCAUUUGUGAAAUAGAAAUGCCAGUUAUCUACAGUAGUUCUGUGCUACCUUUUUCUUCAGAAACAACGAAAAGAAUGAGAUUUGUCUCUUCUUCUUAAUUCAGUAGUCUUGGUAAAUUGGCUAAACCUGGUUGAUUUAACCGGUGACAUAUUAGACUUCUGGUGUGAGCUUAAGCUCUCCUGCCCUCAUGGCCAUUGAGGACUCAGUAAACUGAAUUCGCUUGCGAAACUAAUUUAGUAGUUUCUCUUUCAAAAGGCAUGCUAUAUAAAGGUUUAUAUAGAGAGAAAACCGUUUACAUAAAAACCCAUAAAACGGCCAUAAAUCGGCCCGUGGACUACACAGGAGAGACGUAACACACAUUUUAAGUAAGGUAAGCUGUUUUUUAUUGAAAUCCUUUCAUUUUCGUAGGUUACGGAAACGAUAGGUUUUUUUCCCAUACAAAUCCUUAUAUUUUGAAUGUUACGCAACAAUGCCGAUGCUCCUUGUCGUAUGUUCUAACCAUUACCCUAAAGGUUUGGUUUUCGAACUCUCUCGAACGAAAGACAUGAGUUCGAUACAGUUUACGCGGCCAUUGAACCAAAUCCGGGAACUAACAAAAAAUAUUCGAGUUGAAAAUAAUCGAAUGCCUUAUUUUUGACCAAGUUCGAUUGAGUUCGGUCAUCGAACGAGGUGGAACUCUUUACAAUAAAACACAAAUGGAACUAAAUCGUUCAAUUGAUCCAGCGUUGAAACAGCCAAGGCGAUUUGAAGUUUUGCUUCUUUCAUUACAGUCGAACCUGUAUAUAACGGCCCUGUAUUCAGGGACACCCAAUGGAUCUGUUCCUCAAAAUAUCUGUUCUUCAGGCAAUUUUUCGCUGGCUGGGAGAUUUGGAAAAAAUAAUAUGUCCUUGAAAGGUGAAAUUGUAGCUGGGAAAUAGAAAGUUCAGGAUGUCUGAGGGGAUUUGGUUCUUUGGUGUCUCGAAUAGCUGCUAUGUGCUAUUUCUGAGACCCACCCGCCAACCACCCCCCCCCCAACUACCCCCCACUGAAGGGCUGAAAUUUCCCUAUGUCCACAACCAAACUGGCCAGAAAUGUCUGGACUUUCGUUUGCUGGGAAACUUCCCAGUAAGUGAGGUUGGAGGUUGUAGGUGCACUUUGCUGGCUGGGAACUCUUCCAUCAGUCUUGCUGGGAGUGAGGAACAGAUAAAUUUUUCCCAGCAAUCUCCUAAAGUGCUUAAAAUGGUUUCAGAAAGCUUUGUUCAUGCUUUGUUGCUGUUUUUACGUCUUUUUCUGAAAAUUUCCCGUUGGGUGCUCCUGUGUAUUAAGCUACUUUUUCUGUGCUACUUUUAAUGGAUGCUUACCGGUUUUCGGGUCCCAUUUUUUCCAAUCGGCCCCGAAUAUCAACUCGGACCCGACUGCGUAAGUCAGCACAAAAUUACAUAUGGCUUAGUUUCCGUUCAAGGGUGGCAGCUAAAUACAGGUAAAAUUAACAACGAAAGAAAAACGUAGGACCUAUACAGGGUGGCCGCAGUCGCUUAAUAGAGUUGGCCGCCUAAAACAGGUAGCAAAAACAGUGUUUCUAUAAGCGAAAAAUCGGGACUGGCCGCUUAAUAGUCAGGGCCGUUACAUACAGGUUCGACUGUGAAUAAAGAAACAAAACUUCAAAUCGCCUUGGCUGUUUCAACGCUGGAUCAAUUGAACGAUUUUGUUCCAUUCAUGUUUUUUUUUUGUAAAGGCUGCACAUUGAACGUAACAUCUAUGAAAUGAUGGAGUGAGUGAGAAAUUUUGUAGUGGACUUUAAGUCAUAAAAAUACGGUAUACCGAAGAAGAGUAGAGGACAAUUUAUUACACAGUUCUUUCACACAAUGUUACGUAUAUGCACGCUCCAAUUGUUUCCUUGCAUGAAGUGUUUUGGUAAUGAUACGUUAUUAAAAUUGACAUUAUACCACGUCCAGUGAGUAUUUUUAGUGAUUACAGUGCGACCACACGAACCGAGGCCACCCGGACAAAAUUUUGAGACAAAUUUUGAAAUUAGCCAAUCACAAGUCGAGAUCUAAACAAUGAAGUUGAGCGUAAUUGUACUCAGAGCCAAUUCAAAAUAAGUUGCGAACCAUUAAGGAUAAGGAAAACCAUUAAAAUAAGGAAUCGUGACGUUUGCACUGUAAAAACAGACCAGUUAUGGUAACUAUAUUAAAAGGUUAUAACCAGUUGCAAAAGGUAAUUUUAACCUAAAAUAAACUAGUUAAAAUCGUAACCUUUAUAUUAUUGGUUAGAUUAACCAAUGAUCAGCAGUUGUUUUGACGGUUAUAAUUCCGUUAGAAUAUCGACAGGUCAAAAUAACUUUUCAUGGCAGUCAAAAUAACGAAACCAAACGGUUAAGCAAAUGGUAAAAAUGUGCAUCUAACCUGAAAUCAGUUGGUUAAAAUCUUUUAUUAACUAUUUGUUGGUCAUGACUAACCAAUAAUGAUCUGUUAUUUAGAGCUAUGAAGUAGGUUAAACACUGAAUGGUCAAAACUGACUUUUCCGAGGGGUUAAACUGAACGGAAAACCACAGAAGGAAAUGGCUACACAAACGGCGGGUAUGAGUUUACAACAACAGAUCAUAAAAGCCUUGUACCCAACCUUAAACGCAGACUUUUCCCUUACGCUGAAGAAAGAACAAAUAAUCAGCAUUUAUUAUGGGAUUUAGGAUAGGUUAAGAUUGAAUAGCCAAAUCAACUUUCCCCAACAGUUAAAAUAUUUUAAAUGACUUGCAUCCAACUCGAGUCUUGCUUCCGAUGACUGGGCUGGUACGCGCGCGCGAGAGGCGAAGUCGCGUGACGCGAGGACUAUUUUCUUCUCUGACGCUUCCCUCGACGGAUUAGCCGAGAGAACUAAUCGUCAUCUAGGUGAAAUGAUUCUUCAAGAUGUCCUGUACAGGUUAUGUCAUUCAAAUCAAUGCUGAGCACCUCGAAAAGCCAACAUCUAUCCUCGCGUGUUUUCAAAAAAUACUUUCGUGUUUUUCACCGGUCACAAAAUUCCAGCGGGUUUCCGGUAUUUAUCUUAAGUGACCUAAAGUAACUCUAUUUCGUCACGUCACGAACCCUAAAUGGCGUUAAAUGUUCUCAGUAAAUUAAAAGUCUUACUCAGUAACCUUUUUAUAAGCUUAAACUAUUUCAUGGUUGGAAACAUGUUAGGUGAGUUUACUCGAAAGACAACUAAGGGCUUUUAGAAAAAGUUGCAUUGUUUCCUGUCAACUGUAGUAUGUUACUUAACACCUUGACGUUAAUCUACUUAGCUAGCCAAUGAGAGACUUGGAAUUUCAAAAUCAAUGCCAAAUUCGGCUCUCAUAGUUCAGUUUUUUAGUUUAACCGCCUUGCGCCAAGCUGAAUUCAGUACGUACUCUUGGUUCAUUGCUGCGAAAAGAAACAUUUUAUAUUUCGCCUGGAUAAAGGCCCUCAGUUAAAAGUCAAUGGGAGCUCGUUUCUUAGUCACGGACAGCAAUGGAGAUGUGGCAAGUAAAAAGGUAAUGUCAUUUCAAAUUUAUGCAAGUCCGAAGAUACCCUGCGAGCAGAGUCUCCUUCGAUCUUCUUAUCUAGGAAGAUCGAAGGAGACUCUGCUCACAAGGUAGUCGGAAGACAACGUCUUCAGAAUAGAUUACUCACUUGAAUUUCAGUCUUCACUGGUUCUACAAAAUUCUUAGCUAACGAAUACCUUGCAAUUCUUUUAUUCAAAGGAGGAUGAUAAGAAGAUCAUGACAGAAUUUACUUCAGUUGACCGCCUGAAAUAGAUAAGCAAAAUAUCUGCCCCGUCGACUAAAGACAAAUGAACACAGGCAAAAUCUCGGAGACUUGUUUCACCGACCUUCACUGAAACAACAUGACCGGUAUGUAUUGCUUAUUUUUAAACAGAACUCUAAAUCGUUUUUAAAAUUAUCUUUUUGCCAAUAAAUAGACGCGUUUUGAGACAACCCCACGCACUUGCGUGGCCCUUUAAAGUUUUCUAAAUGUUCAGUACAGUUGCAUAGAUUUUCCGGUCUUCGGAUGACCAUCUUAAUUGCAAUACUGUACGGCUGUUACAGAGCUAUCAUACGCUAUUACAAAGCUUUUUUUUUAACGUAGCUUUGAGUCGCGCGUUGCUCACGAUGACCACGCACACGCGUGCGUGCGUGUUCCCCACAGGCGUAUCGCUGAAAGACUGAACUUUUUCCUGCGUUAACCAGUGAACUUAAAAACGAAAUAUUUUCGUUUAUUUCAGAAAUAUCACCAAAUUUGAACGACUGAGGGAAUAAACAACUUUGAAUGAAGCUCGGCGAGUACCCAUAUUUUCAUUACAAGCAAGACAAGUCCUGAUCCGGCGGAUGAGUUACCCUCAACGAGCCACUGCUUGGAAUAGGAUGUUUUUUUGCUAUCUAGUAGAAAAACAUGGCUUGUAGAACAGUGAAGGGCACUGGUGCUUUUAGAUCAUAUGCUCCGCUUCAAUCAUUAGCCAAAGAAAGAAAGUUACAUGUACAAUUGGUGAGGAGUUAACUCUUCAAUGGCAAGAUCUUACAAUUAUUAUUUCAUUGAAUCUCACGAAAUUCUUAAUUCCCAAUGUAUUUGACAAAGCAUUUUUGGCAGGAAAGGCACUUAUACCUUAAGGGUUUAAUUUAAUCAAAGUACUGUAUCACUAUUGAUCCUGGAGUUACUUGAAUUUUUUCCUGCUUAAGGAUGUUUCUGUUUUACAAUCAUAUGCCAGUGUACGAAGUCUUGUUUUGCAGUAUUGUGAGAGACAUGCAGUAUUCCAAUUUAAAUUUGCCAUAGUUUAGGAAGCAGGGUUGAUUGUUUAAUCAUUCCUUGUUCUGCUUUAAAUACUUGAAUUAAGAAACAUAAGCAUUUUUUACUUGCAAUGUUGUAUGAUUAUCUUUUUUAUGAAGUUCGUGGUCAACUAUGUUGUUGUUGUUGUUUGUAGAGAACGGUUAACAUAACCAUUAAAAAUGUUGCUGAAGACUAUUAUUGUGAGGUUAAUGUAAUUCAUUAUUAUCAGUUAAAACAACCGUUUUCUUCUAACCCAAAUGGAAUGGUUAAAGCUACCACCUCUUGACUAUUUUAAAUGGGUUACCACAGAUUCAUCAUUAGUACCCAAAAAACUGGUUUACCAUGACCACAAAAAAUGGUUAUUAUAACUUAUCUGUAUGAGUUGAAACAUAUUUAUCUUUUUAUUUCGGUUAUAACAACUAAAAAUUUAAAGUUAGUUUAACCAAAAAGUAGAGGUUAUGACAAACAAGUCAUAAGAAGUGGCGUGGGCUGUGGUACAAACAACCAUCUUUAAGGGUUAAUGUAACCCAUAAAGAAAAGUUAUUUCAACGGGAAUAAAAAAUGCUUAACCUGAACUAUUUUUUUUUGGUUACUGUAACCUAAUAAAAUACGGUUGGUUACCUGGGAUUCAAACCUUAACCAUUUUUUUGAGGUCACUAUAACUGGUCAGUUUUUACAGUGUGUGUAAAUCAAGCUGAAAUAAGCGGCCAGUUCCUCAAGUCCCGAGGGUGGCCGUUAUAGACAGGUUCGACUGUAUUUCCAUAUUCUGAGUUAACUCUAAUUAAUACUGAUUCCUUGUGAAAAGUAUACCAAGGAAAAAUAUUAACUCUCCAAGUCUGCAAACCUAAAUCAUCUUGAACCAUGACCGUUCGCAGAUUUUGUAGUGGCCAUAUCAGUUCGGACAUCGAACUCACAAAACACACACAUAACUGAAAAGAUUCUGUACAGCCCCUGGGGGGGGGGGGGUACUCCCUUAUAAGGGCUUAAUGGGGACGGGCGGCCAGCCAGUGUAUGUUUUUCAGGAUUUUUGUCUUAAACAGGGUGUCGAUUUCAGGCCCGUAGCAAGCAUAAAAUGACUGGGGGGCUGAGCGAGUGGCCCACAUUAACCCCCGCUUCGGUCCCUUGGUUAAAGCAUACUUCUUGGUACAUGUCAGAUUACUACAUUUGUCUACAAUACAUUUUGUUUUCCGUUUGUGUUGACUGACGAAAUAAAGAAGUUGUUUGGGAUAUCUUUCGCUUUUUUUUUUUUAUAAGUUUUAUAAGUUUUUAUAAACAUAGCAUUUUAGGGUUUUUUAAAGUUUUCCAAUCUUGAUGUACAAUAUCACAAUUGAUUUUCAUUCUUAACAUUUUACGAUUUUUAAAGUUUUACAAUUUUUUUACAAUACUUGAUGUAUAAUGUCACAUGGGCUAGAAAUGUAAUGAUUUUUAAUCGGCUUUCAUAAUGUAAAGUGCAUUGAGGAUAGAAAUGCGCUGUAUAAGAAUCUAUAUUAUUAUUAUUAAUAAAAUUUGCCCAACAAUUGCUUUCGGUUUUCUUUCUUCCCAACGAAGUCAUUAGCUACGUCUACAAGGGUCAGAGCAUCUGUUCUGUCCUUGUGAACAUAUAACAUCGAGAGGUGGUUCAGUCUAGAGUCUCCCGUUGUUGAGCGCAAAUGGACUAUCUGAUACGUUAACAAAGACUUGACCUGGGGGGCUGAGUUGCCUCUUUGUCGUUUCCUGUUUGCCAGCUAUUGUUGUCGGUGGCUCCAAAUCAUUUUCAUUUCCGGGUUGUUCUUUGAUUUGGAUUGUUUCUUCGACUACACCAGGCUCUGCGUCACUAUUGCAUGGUUUUACCCACAAUAAAAGUGUUCCCUGCUUAUUUUCGACUUGUUUGGAUUUCUUUUUCGGCGGCUCUUGCGAAGACAUUGUAAGACUUCCAAUAUAAACGCGCAAAAACCUAAGUUUUAAUCUAGUACAGUAGUAUAUUUUACACUGGCGAACCUCAUAGGAAACCAAUAAAGUUCAAGAGGUCACGUUCAGGGAUUGUCAUUGGUGCAUUUCGAUUCAUUAUGAUUUUGCUUCUGACUAUUUUGAUGCUUAAUAAGCAGAUAUUUUAAGGUAUCAGCCACCCUUCAGGACCGUCCGCGCGCGGAUCGCUGUAGCGUUAGUUGUUUUUAUAAAAACCCCUAUAAACCAUAUAUUUUUUAAAAGCUUAAUAAUUCCAGAUUAUGGAUUUGAACUAACAAAAACGAUUUACUUAAAUGUGUUUCGAAAUUGGAACGUUUUGUGUAAAAGUACGCUUCUCUAUAAAUCAUGUUCCACUCCCGCCCGAAAUAAACGGAAGAAAACAACACCGCAUUCGCUUCUCAACACGUUUCACUAAAAAACCGUGUCUCAGAUUUUUGACAAGUGCGUUUGUUUUUCUUUUAUUAGCAAAUGAAGUUGGGAAAGGCAAUUAGUCAACACUCCCCGUGGAAAAAAAGCUCUAGCUUUAAAAUGAAAAGGAGUAUUAAAAUUCGCAGACACGGUUUUGUAGAAGAGAUAUAUGGCAUCACUCUGGCCAAAUUUUAGCCAAAUUGAUUGAAAGGCUGCCGACUUGGAGUUCAAAACGUACGAGUCGAUCGGCAAAAUUUGCGUUCGGAGAUAAAAUAGAAAAUACAUUUUUGGCGGCAUCCUACCUGGAAUGAGAUUAUAACACCUAAAUGUUUAUUCUGAUUGAUAUCAGAGAGGGAUCAAUUUUCUCUAACAAUAGGACUUUGACAGGUAACAUGUAACAGGAACAAACGUUCGCGGCAAGCAAGGGAACAGUUUAAUUCUCCGUUGGAAAACUUCCACUCUUUUACACCACGAGAAGCACGGUUUAAUUCUUUCUCGAGCAAAAGUUUUGCCUCUCCUUCGAUCUUUUUUGUAUGAUCCGCCCAGGCGUUUUUGUCGAUCGGCGCCAGGCCAAGGAAAGUAAAAAAACUUUGAAGCCGCCGAAUGUCCACCACCGAUUGCUCGAAGGCCAAGAACUGAGGCCCGGUUUAUUUCAAACGCUCUCCUCUUCUCGGAAGAACUAAAAACAGAAUUUGUCUUGUGCGACGGACGGCUUUCAUUCUCGCACUGGAUUCUCCAGGUAGAACCAAGUCCAUGCUUAGUCGCUACAUUUUCCAUGACUUGGACUCUUCCCUGGCAAAAUCGACAAGAUACAGACUCGUCCAGUUUCUCAAACAGCUUUUCGCUCGAUACGAUAGCUCGACCGCUUAUUGUUUUCCCCGUUCCAUCAGCAGAUGGGGUCGAUGAGCUUAAUUGGCUUUCUUCAUCUGGCUCUUCAAGCUGGAUUUUGGAGCGGCUUGCACUCUCAUGAUCAGCAACUGCAACAUUUUCGCUUUUCUGAAUAUCCAACUCCUCGAGCCACUUCUCUUGCUGAUAAAAUGAGCCUUUGUCGCUCUCUGCCAAUUUUGCGGCCCAUUCUUUGUCAAACUCGCUCUUCGAUUUCCUUUUCGCUCUCAAUUUCGAUGACGAAAUUUUCUUUUUUUUUGGCGGCAAACGCUAAAUAUCCACGGAGAAUACUAAAGGCUAUAAACAACGCGAAGACAAUUCGCACGUGUUGUGUCGAAGCACGCACUCGGUAUCACGUUACUAGUUCACGGGCAAGUUAAUUGAUAUAUGACACGGGUAUGACAGAUCUUGUCAACGAUCAAUUAAGAUAAUUAACGAGAAAAAUCUUUUACCCCCGAUAUCUUUCGACAGAAAUAAUAUUUUCUUCUAAUUUUUUUUUUAAAAGAAAGCUCUCAAGCAUAUCUAUUUGAAAACGUUGAAACCUCAAAUAUGGAAAAAUGGCAAUUUUAAGGGUGGCUGAUACCUUAAAGCUGUUUGUUGUUUUUGGCAGAGCAAAAAUACGAUUUUGUUCAUUUACACAAUUCCAAAAUUGUACAGUGCUGAGUUGUUCAAAGCUGGGUUAAGAUAACCCAGGGUUAGUGCAAGAUUUGAAUGCAGAUUUGAAAGCUUAAAAAGCAUUUCAGUUUCAAUUCUUUUUGUCUACAGGUUGAUUGGAAGCUUUAAAAAUAACAGAGAAAAUUAUCCGAUAAAAUGCUUUUGAACACAAGAAAAAGAAAUCCGGGUUAAAUUUAACCCCAGGUUAAGCACUAAUCGGCCUUUGAACAACUGGGCCCAGAAGAACAACAGUACAUAAUCUUACUAUGAUCGACAAUACUUUGAAAUUUUAGGUUCCAUUGACAGCUGUCCAUUUUAGUAGAAAAAUUCCACUUUUGCAGCAGAAUUUUAUUCAAGUCUGAAAAUUUGGGGGGGGGCUCGAGCCCCCCCUGCCCCUCCCCCUGCUACGGGCCUGGAUUUUAUCAUUUUUUGUCUUAAUCAGGGUAUCGAUUUUAUCAAUUUUUGACUUAAACAGGGUAUCUUUUCUUGGACGAUAAACAGCCUGCGUGACUCUGUUGAUCAAGCUGUAAAUAGUUUUGUGAUUGCCAAAAUAAUGGAUUAGAUAAGAAAGACUUUCGAUAUUUAUUAUUGUCUUACACAGGGUAUGGUUUUGGGUUAAAUGUCUUAAACAGGGUAUCAAAACUCGGAAUUCUGUCUUAAACAGCUAGGGUAGGAAAAUCAGAGAUUUUUGUCUCAAACAGGGUCAGGGUAUGAGGGGCCGGGCCGCACCUCCUCACCCAAAGUGUACAGUAUGCACUUGACAUCCGCCUUAAACUGUUCGAGAAGAACACGUAACUGCUGAUAGUUAUCCGUGAUAACCUUGGAGCCACUCAACAUUCACUUGCAGACUUCCACGCGCCCCUAGUUCGUUAUCAGCAUGCACUGCUCUUAAACUGUUUGGAGAAGAACAAGAACGCACUGUUGAUAGUUUUGAUGACCUUGCACUUACUCUACCUUCUUUAGGUGAUUUGGAGGGAGUAACAUAGCCUGCGAACGGCAGACGCUUCUCCUCGCUCAUCGCCGCUGAGGGACGUUAACAGGCUAGGAGUAACAGCGUCAGCAAAUUCUUGCAGCUGCAGCGAGUCCAGUUUAAAAUGGGAGAAACGCACGCAUGUUCUGACGAAACUGAGAGCUAUGGGUUAUGAUUAAUUAAAAGGUAACUCUAGCUUGCCGAUGCAAGUAACGAUUGCUAACCCUAAACACUCUGUUGCAUACCGUUUUUAUUCAACACUAACCACGGCUGUCACCGUGUCGUCGGCUAGUUUCAAUCCCAGAAUUCCUUAGUAUAUGGGUUAUAUAAUAGCAAUUAGAUUAGUUAAUUUUAACGACAAAAGUUACAAUUUGCGAACUACUCUACCUGUAAAAAGCAGGGCUAACCUACAAUCACAGACAAAAGUAGUUGGGAAGGUUGUACAACUUAACAGUAGUCCAUUUUAAUCCAAGAGAGUUGUCUCUUUUGCUAAAUAUCCCCCGUCCCCCCUAUUCAAUGUUGGGAUAUAACAGAACAAUUACGCGCACAAACAUUAACGCUUUGAUCAACAUUGGGCCAGGGGCGGGGGAGGAAGGAAAAGAAGAGGUAAAAAGGGCAACCUUCCCAACACUUUUGACGAUGAUUGUAGGUGGGUGAGAGCGCAGUUUCUCCUAGACAACUAUUUUUUAGCCCUCGAAAUAAGUUAUCGUAGGAUUAUUUUUGAAAUUGCAGUCGGAAUUUCCGUUUGCUGAACCUACCCCCACCCCACCCCCAAGAUUCAGAAAAUGACGUAACACUAGAGCUGAUCCUAGAUCGACCCCCGCACUUAUGGCCGCGGGCUCACGGAUCGCCGAAACUGAUAACCUCGGACAAAACUAGACCAAAUGGUGCCUAAGGUUAACUUGUGGAUUAAUUAUUUUAGAAAUGAAAGCUGAUAAUUGACUUGCAAUUCAAUUUAAGUCUGUUAAAAAAUGAAAAUAUGUUUAAAAAAAACAAAAACAAAACGACCAAGAAAAAAGAAAAAAAGGCUUCUUCCGAUGGGAGUCGAACGUGUAAGGGUAGCGCAUUAUCUAUUGUGCCACGACGACUAAUGUAAAACAUGCGCGCAAAACCGUCGCGAAGUCUCUUGCUGACGGCGGAGAAUCACAGUACGAUUCAGCAACGGCAAACAUUUCCUUUUCGAUUGAACAAAGAAACAUUUAAUUUCAGAAUGAUAUUUCACUAACAACCAUGAAAUUGGGAGUCUUGUCGUGAGAAAAGUUAAAAAAUCGUGAGACUCACACAGAAUCGUGAGCUUGAGCCAGCUUGGGAGUCGAAGAGCAAUUGCUGAUCUUUUGUCAUGUUUAUCGUCUGAAUGAGUCAAAAAAGUUGGGCAAAGUGCUAAUUUUAAACAUUCAAAGUCCACAUGAAGACAACUUAUCGUCCUGUGAAGGUACAAUAUCACAACAUCAAAAGCUCUGGGCAUAAUACACGCUCAGCCCUUCUUAAUCGCGGAACGGGAAAGAUCGAUCUACGACAGUUGUCGUUUUGAUAUCGGGCGUUUUAGUGCGGAGCCGACUAACUAAGAACGGUUUCUACUCCCGAGUCACUGACACACAUGCAUAUCGCAGUGCCCACAAAAACUUGUUUCUUACGCUACGCGUAAUCCCCACAAGUUAAAAAUUAAUAUCGCUUAUAAGAAACCGAAAAACGGAACAUAAUAAUCUUGCUGAACUGGUAGGCCGCUAAGGUUCACCGGCAAAAAGUUUGUUCAAAACAUUCUCAUGGAUCGGUCAGGUAUUAGAUUUCAAAACAGCAAAACAAAAGGUCUGCUGGCGCGCUUCGCACCUUGAUGAACCAAUUUGGAGAAAUAAAAACAGACUGAGAUGAAAUAGGUACAAAAGCAUUUGGAGAAGAGCCCGGCAACAAUUUGUAUGCGUAUUAAACAAACUUCUAUGGCCUCGAUGACUGGAUACUAGGGCAGGAUGGUGUGAAUCCUAUGCUCCGAUUGAUUACCCAAAGGGUCAUCAUGGAUUCAGCUUGUCCGCUCGGGAUUUCCCGCUUCGAUCCCGCAAGAAAAGUUCUCUUUUGGCCACAUAAUAAAUCCUUUAUGUUUGACCAACCAUGAGGUCAUUAUGGCUGGAUAUUGGCUACGUUUCUCUUAAAGGACUUUUAGAAAGUCUAUUGGACUUACUAAAAUCUAUAGUAUUUUCUUAUUUUUUUACAGUGCCAUAUUUCAAAAGAAAAAAGGACGGCACGUGAGGAAACUUGUAAGCGAUAAUAAUAGCUUUAACUUUCUAUUUUCUACCGCAAUGGGAUUUGUAGAUUGCAAACAGUCCGUACAUUUGAUCUCUCAAGUACGCGCGAACAGUCAAACAAAAGGUAGGAGGCACACAAACGACAUCUCUGAAAGUCUGAAUUUGUACCGGGGCCGCCGCUCAAGUGUGAUACCUGGAGGGCUCCGCACCCAAUAAACGUCAUUGUCGUGUUAUGAGCUAAUUGAGAACUUUCGCUUUAAAUGAAGUAAGAAGAAAAAAAUAACAAUGCUGUGCACAUUGAAUUUAUAGCAGUAAUUUCUCUGAUGACUGUGCAAAGCUCUGUCUGUAAAAACAUUUUUACAAAUGCUCCUAUCCCAGAGCCAGGACAGAACUUUAAAAUUCCUUGAAGAAGCUUAAAAUCGCAAAUCCAUGCUGUAAACUAUGAAUAAACAGUUAAAACCCUCAAUUUAAACUCAACAUCAACAGAGCGCUCAAAACAAAAUGACAAGACGAAAACACGUAAAAAGCGACUUGAGAGUAUUCCGAGAUAAUUUAGGUCCUCUGCGGGGAAUUAUUAGAGAGGACAAGGAAAUACUUCGCUUUGUACAAAAAACAAUACCGUCCCAUUCUUUACAAUCGGAGAGAAUUUAUCUGGAAAUUCUGAGAAAUUUAUUGCAAAACUUUUCAAAGUCAUCCACCGCCAAUUGAUACUGCACUGUGAUCGCUGGUUCUGUGUACCGCUGCCCCCUCCUCUCAACCAAAAUCGGGGAGAAAGACGUCUUUGUCGCGCCGCUCGUUAAUCGUGUUUUUGUUUCCCCGAUUGUUUUUGAGGAGAUGGGGCGGCCCCACACAGGCUCCUAAUUUCACUGACUAUUUUAAAUAAAAUCUUUCUUUAGCUGUGUACAGACGCCUUCUCCCUGCUAAUCUUUCUUAUACAAACGUGUGACAGUUUAUGUACUCUUUAUAUGCCAGAUAGUCUGAAUUGAGCGAAAUGUCAAACCCUUCAAAGGGCUUUGGCAGCAACGCACAAGAAGAAGAUAUCUCAGAUGGCGCAAAUAGGGGAACUAAGAGGAAGAACACUGACGCCAGUGAAAACCCGCCCCAGCUUGGUGUUAAACUUCCCCGCAUGAGUGAUAUCCAGGUACCAACAAAGCUUCGGAAUCAUGCACGCCUUCCUGUCGACAUUUUGUUACUGACUGUAAAGGACUGUGAGUUCUCAGCUUGCUAUAUGCACCUGAACAAUCCAUUCAGAUGUUGGUUUGAUGAUGUCGGUUUUGUUUAUCUCGAGGAUGAGAAUGAAGGCCAAGAGGAGAAAGUAAAAGUCGCCUUAUUACGAUGUCAUGAAGGUUCUGGUGGUCCAGGAGGCUCCAUAGUAACUACAAAAAAUGCUGUCUCAAUGCUUAUGCCCAAAGCAGUGAUUUUAGUUGGAACCUGCAGUAGCCUUCGUCCUGAGGAAACCAAAUUGGGUGAUGUUGUAAUAUCUGCAAAGUUGACAACAUAUGGAUUGAAGGUAGUGACAAACGAAAGAGAGCUGCACAAUAAUAUAAGAACGUUUGCUAGUAAACGAUUUCUUGACCUCAUUAAGGAUGCAGCACUUGGAUGGGAGGCUCCUUUGAAGAACUCAGAAGAUCGAGAAGUCAAAAUUCACAGCAGCGGUGAGCUGUUGAGCGUUCCAGAAGUAAUCAAUGCAGAAUGGCGGCGUAAACAGCUGGCUGAAACCUUUCCUCAAGCAGUAGCCAUUGACUCUGAAGCCGAAGGUAAUGAAAUCCCAGGAGAAGUAGCCUGGGUCAGGCUCCGUAAUAGGGGGCAAAAGGCAAAAAAAAAGCGGUGAAAGAGCUGAAACAAAUCGGCAAGCGAAGCGAGCCUAGCAAUGGACUGGGGAGGGGGGGGGGGGGUGCGGCGCCACCUCGCACUGCCAUUUUGUCCCCUUCCCAGACUCCCGUUCGAAUCGCUUUGAUGGUCUUUGAUCGCUGAAUAUUUUUUUUCUCCUUCCCCCUCCCCCCGCCCCCCCACUGUGAAACCUGGUCUCAGGCUACGGGGAUUCGCCGGGAAUAUCGUCAGAAAAUAGAGCUAAACCUCUCGGGGAGACCAAUCUGGGUGUGGUUCAGUUUUAGUUGACCUCUAAGACAGACUAUACUAAAAUAGGCGAUCAAUUCUAGCAACAGCUAUAGUGACUGAACGUUGUCAUCAACAUAGUGUGACGGCGUUUGGUUUCUUUCUCUAUAUCCCUUUAGCCGCUACCCUAAGCGAUUGGCGAUACCUGUAUGGGUAAAAAUACUUGUCUCUUUCAUUUGGGUUUUCUAACUGCUCGGGAAUAAAAUACAAUUGAGCGUUUUUCCUCCAUUAAAAAGUAGUCGGAUCACUGCAUCGACACUCGUCGUAUGUAUAGUCCAAAGUGACCCUUGUAGCCUUUCACCGAGUGCUUUAGAGAAGUACAGGUUAGAUAAACAUUGCGUUUUCAAGUAACUUUACCAAGGUAGUUAGAUUUUUAGGCUUUAUAAGUGAUUGAAGCGGCGCGGAUCGAUCUGUGAGUCAUGUAAGGCUGGUUUCAGCGUCAGAAUCAUAUGUUUCUUCCAAGACAACUAUUCUUUAGCAUACCUUGCAUCCCUUUGUUGCCAUCACAGUAGCCUUUGGUAUAGCGAUUUUGAUUUAGCCUUGAAGAGUAGCAAGGAAAACCUGUUUCGAUUCAGAAACCUGACUGAAUUUACAGGUUGUGAUAACGCACCUUUUUAUUUAUUUGACAUCCCGCCUUACAAGUCUAUUUCUCAUCUAUAGAUGGCCCUGUUUAUGAGCGGCGUGUUUCUGUUGCAGGAUUUUACACAGCUGCAUUUGACCUGCGAGUUGAAUGGCUUGUUGUAAAAGGAAUUGCUAAUUAUGCAGAUGGCAGCGUGAAUACAAAUGAAAAUUGGAGCAAAUUUGCAAGUGCUAAUGCUGCUUCUUUAGUUGCCAAAAUUUUGAAUGAUGCUGUUGUCUUCCAAAGAUGGCCUCACUAUCAAGGAAAUGAUGAUCAUGUUAACAAAGGUAAGUUUGUUUCACUAGUUAAUGUUUCUUGGCAUACCCUGAAGCGGAUUAAUGGUCUUAAUGCCCACUUAUGUUCAUACACGCUUAUGUUACAUGUAUUUGUUUACGAUGUUAUGUACUAACUGAGCACUCCCGGUGGGAGGGGUACUCCCAAAUAUGUCAACGGUGUGUACCUCCCAGGGUCUUAUAAUAAUAAUAAUAUUUAUACCCUGACCCUAUUUAACUGGAUGAGAAACACGAGAACUGAUACCAUAUUAAAGGGCCAAAGCUGAAAAACGGCACCCAAUUAAACAAUUUAAGGAGAAAACAAAACCUUAUGAAUUUAACGGAAACACAUAAAUCUUCCUGACAUCGCUUUCCUAAUACUCUAAAGUAAGUUCAGCUUUAGCAGAUGAUUCGUUUCUCGUCAAGCUGGGCACUUACGCACUUGAAUGUUAGCUGAUAUAAUACCGGUGCCCUAUCUAAGGAUCACACAGCGAUGACAACGCCAUAAGGCCAAGAGACCCUCAAAAACCAUACCCUAUAGGGCGGCACAGAUCUAUCUAACCCACUGUAUCAAGCCAAGCCCAUAUCUGGGAGUAACCCCUCCCUCCCCCCGUAUACAGAUCACUCAUUUCAUGCAGUGUAAGCGUCACCAAACUUGACAAAAUUACCAAAUUUAAUUUGCAACUCGAAAAAAGAAUCGCGCUUGAUUCACACUCAGGAAUAUAUAUAAAUAAAGAAAGAUGUGAACUCUACUACAGUAGAACCCCUAUAACUCGAACUCGGAUAACUCGAAUUCCUCGCUAACUCGAACAAAAUUUCCUUUCCCUAAUCAAAAUUUCAAUGAAAUUUACCUCGAAACUGUUUUAACUGUUUUUCGUUUUCCUUUAGAGUUCGAGUUACUGGGGUUCUACUUGGCUGUAGUUCAUGUUUCUUGCCCCAUGCAAGGGAAUCCAAGACAGUCUUAGUUUCUCGAUUCCACGCUGUGGAUUCUGGAUUCUAGGUAUUAGAUUCCAGAUUCCAAUCGUUAGUGGGAUUUCGGAUUCCUUAAGUUGUAUUCCGGAUUCCAAAACCCAGGAUUCCAGAUUUCAUAAGCAAAGUUUUCCCGGAUUCCGAAAUCUGGAUUCCCUUACAUGAGGCGGACGUUUCCCUUUACGGAAGUUUAUAGGAACUCAAACCAGCAAAGGUUUUAUUUCACGCAGUAGGCGUAAACAGAACUAAAUGGGUAGCGGUCGAGAAAAGGGUCGCCAAAUUUGUUUACUUUUAUUUUACUUAAGACUCUUAAAAAUACGAAACCAUAUAUUAUUGCUGUUACAGGUGUGAGACCAUCGCUAUCCAUACCUUCCCUUCCUGCAAUGGUCCCUAAUUUCACUGGACGUCAAAGCGAGUGUGAGGAGAUUACUGGUCACCUGACUUCUGAAUCUACUCGGCUCGUGACGAUCUGGGGUUCACCUGGAUUUGGAAAAACAUCGGUUGCGAUUACAGUGGGACACGAUCUCCAGUCUAAAGGAAUGCCGGUCUGUUGGCUUUCAUUACGUGAACUGAAGUCAAAAACAGAUCUGACUUCAAAGCUUCUAAGCCUUGUUAAGCCAUCUGUCAGAAAUGACCAUCCAUCCCUGUCGUAUCCAUCCCCAGAUGAUCAGCUUUGCCUACUUUUAAGCGAAAUUUCCGAUCGAUCUAUUUUCAUUCUUGAUAAUGCUGAUAAUUUAUUAGAAGAUGGUGAGCCAGGCGUGAAGAAAGAGGUCAUAGGACUAUUGAAAGAAAUUCUCAGGCGAAGUAAGGCGACCAUAUUUGCUUUAACAACGAGAGAAUCGCUAGGUUUUCUGAAUGUGGAUUUGCAAGGCCACGAGAGUGUAAGAAUCAGACCAUUGGAUGAAGACUCUGCAAAGACUUUAGUAAAAGCCCUUCUUCCGACAGCAACUUCUUCAGACUGUACACGAAUCUUGCAAAUCUGUGGAUUUGUACCCUUCGCAAUAAAGUUAUUGUGUUCCUCAGUUUCUGAAGGUGAGGCUCAACCAAGCCAAUAUCUCGAUGAAUUCAUGCAGUUCGCCUCCACAGCGAGUAUCGCCGAGAUGUUAGACAGGCCAGAUUACCCAGACGAGUAUAGAUUACAGUCUCUUUUUGAGUUAUCUUUUGAGAGGCUCACUGCACAGGAGAAAAAGGCACUAGUGUCAUUGAGUAUUCUUCCAGAGAAUUUUGGUACGGAGGUCGCUGCUGCUGUUUUAGACGAAAACAAUCUUCAGGCCAAGAAGCUAUUGCACGGCCUUCGGAGAAAGUCCCUUCUUGAUUUAGAUGAGAAACAAGAGGUAUUUACGAUGCACAAGCUGCUACAAUCUUUUGCACGAGAAAAAGGAGAAAAUGAAAUGAAAGACACGGUCCUUAAAUCAAAGGAACGAUUGAACGCGUUUUACGUGUCCCUUUUUCAGAAGCUAAAUGAGCAGUUUCUGACUGGUCAUUCAAUGACAGCGUUUCUUAAAUUCUAUGAAGAUGGGCAAAGUAUUGUUCAAAGCCUUUUAAAUACGCUUGCGAAUGCGAAGACAGCUAGCACUCUUUUUGAUGUGUUAUCUAAGGGAGAGUUGUUUCUUGCUACUCUUUUUUUUAAUGAAGCAUCAACCUUUAACAAGAUAUACGAUUCAGCAAUUGAGGCUACGAAGAGAUUUGAGACAAACGAGUCUUAUAGUCGAUUACUUGUCUCAAAGGCGUUUGGAGAAGCAUGUUGGGGUGCAAAGGGAAGCACGGUGCAGAUGCUUUGUAGAGCGAAGGAAGCUGAAGCUGAAGCUUCACUGCCUUCAAUUUCCAUGUCAGAACUACAAGGAAAACGUCUGUGUUAUUUAGGUAUCAACCACCUUGUUAACCGCAAGACGGAAGAUGGAAUUCGGAAUUUGCAAGACUCUCUUCAGAUGUUUAAUGGAAGUCCAGAUCAGAAAAGUCUUACACUCAUUACUCGUCAAAUCCUUGCAAUAUUUUCCCAAUUUCAAAACACUUCGACGGAAUUAAAUGAAUUACUUGGCAAUGCAGCGGGAGAUACAGACCAACUGCCGUUGUUAUCUUUAAAACAAGAGGAAGGAAGGAAACUUGGCAAUGUGACAGAAAAUCGAAGAGGUAUUAUCGGCGUUUCUGACAACCCUUUAAAACUGGAAAUAAUCUUUAUCGUAAGCCAGACCAUGCAGAAUUUCUUAAAUGCUGAAACUAAACAACAUUUCACAAAUAUUUUACAUGACAUGCUGAGCCAGAUCGAAAGAGAAGAGCACAUCUCCGAAGGUGUCUGUAAAUUUCAUAGGCAGCUUCUGUCUGUUUUAGAUGAAAUGGAAGACACCACAUUACAGUGUCAAAUGAGAAUUAUUUUCCAUCAAAAAGCUCUAGAUCGGUGUAGUGAAAAAACACCCUCGUAUCGGGUACACAAGGAAGCACUUGCAGCGUGCUACCAAGACCUUGGAACCACUCAACAUUCACUUGGAAACUUCAACGCAGCACUAGAGUCUCUUCAGCAUGCACUUGACAUCCGCCUUAAACUGUUUGGAGAAGAACACGCACACACUGCUAAUAGUUAUCAUAACCUUGGAACCACUCAACAUUCACUUGGAAACUUCAACGCAGCACUAGAUUCUGAACAGCAUGCACUUGACAUCCGCCUUAAACUGUUUGGAGAAGAACACGCACACACUGCUAAUAGUUAUCAUAGCCUUGGAACCACUCAACAUUCACUUGGAAACUUCAACGCAGCACUAGAUUCUAAACAGCAUGCACUUGACAUCCACCUUAAACUGUUUGGAGAAGAACACGCAGACACUGCUAAUAGUUAUCAUAACCUUGGAACCACUCAACAUUCACUUGGAAACUUCAACGCAGCACUAGAUUCUGAACAGCAUGCACUUGACAUCCACCUUAAACUGUUUGGAGAAGAACACGCAGACACUGCUAAUAGUUAUCAUAACCUUGGAACCACUCAACAUUCACUUGGAAACUUCAACGCAGCACUAGAUUCUAAACAGCAUGCACUUGACAUCCACCUUAAACUGUUUGGAGAAGAACACGCACACACUGCUAAUAGUUAUCAUAGCCUUGGAACCACUCAACAUUCACUUGGAAACUUCAACGCAGCACUAGAUUCUGAACAGCAUGCACUUGACAUCCACCUUAAUUUGUUUGGAGAAGAACACGCAGACACUGCUAAUAGUUAUCAUAACCUUGGAACCACUCAACAUUCACUUGGAAACUUCAACGCAGCACUAGAUUCUAAACAGCAUGCACUUGACAUCCACCUUAAACUGUUUGGAGAAGAACACGCACACACUGCUAAUAGUUAUCAUAACCUUGGAACCACUCAACAUUCACUUGGAAACUUCAACGCAGCACUAGAUUCUGAACAGCAUGCACUUGACAUCCGCCUUAAACUGUUUGGAGAAGAACACGCACACACUGCUAAUAGUUAUCAUAGCCUUGGAACCACUCAACAUUCACUUGGAAACUUCAACGCAGCACUAGAUUCUGAACAGCAUGCACUUGACAUCCACCUUAAACUGUUUGGAGAAGAACACGCAGACACUGCUAAUAGUUAUCAUAACCUUGGAACCACUCAACAUUCACUUGGAAACUUCAACGCAGCACUAGAUUCUGAACAGCGUGCACUUGACAUCCACCUUAAACUGUUUGGAGAAGAACACGCAGACACUGCUGAUAGUUAUCAUAACCUUGGAGCUACUCAACAUUCUCUUGGAAACUUCAACGCAGCACUAGAUUCUGAACAGCGUGCACUUGAUAUCCACCUUAAACUGUUUGGAGAAGAACACGCGGACACUGCUAAUAGUUAUCAUGGCCUUGGCGUCACUCUACAUUCACUUGGAAACUUCAACGCAGCACUUCAUUCUACACAGCAUGCACUUGACAUCCGCCUUAAACUGUUUCGAGAAGAACACGCAGACACUGCUAAUAGUUAUCAUAGCCUUGGCAUUACUCAACAUUCACUUGGAAACUUCAACGCAGCACUAGAUUCUAAACAGCGUGCACUUGACAUCCGCCUUAAAUUGUUUGGAGAAGAACACGCAGACACUGCUAAUAGUUAUCAUAGCCUUGGCGUCACUCAACAUUCACUUGGAAACUUCAACGCAGCACUUGAUUCUAAACAGCAUGCACUUGACAUCCGCCUUAAACUGUUUGGAGAAGAACACGCACACACUGCUAAGUUUUAUCAUAACCUUGGAGCCACUCAAUAUUCACUUGGAAACUUCAACGCAGCACUAGAUUCUGAACAGCAUGCACUUGACAUCCACCUUAAACUGUUUGGAGAAGAACACGCAGACACUGCUAAUAGUUAUGAUAGCCUUGGCAUUACUCAACAUUCACUUGGAAAUUUCAACGCAGCACUAGAUUCUCAACAGCAUGCACUUGACAUCCGCCUUAAACUGUUUCGAGAAGAACACGCGGACACUGCUAAUAGUUAUCAUAACCUUGGAAUCCCUCAACAUUCACUUGGAAACUUCAACGCAGCACUAGAUUCUGAACAGCAUGCACUUGACAUCCGCCUUAAACUGUUUGGAGAAGAACACGCAGACACUGCUAAUAGUUAUCAUAGCCUUGGCAUUACUCAACAUUCACUUGGAAAUUUCAACGCAGCACUAGAUUCUAAACAGCAUGCACUUGACAUCCGCCGUAAACUGUUUCGAGAAGAACACGCGGACACUGCUAAUAGUUAUCAUAGCCUUGGAACCACUCAACAUUCACUUGGAAAUUUCAACGCAGCACUAGAUUCUAAACAGCAUGCACUUGACAUCCGCCUUAAACUGUUUGGAGAAGAACACGCAGACACUGCUAAUAGUUAUCAUAACCUUGGAACCACUCAACUUUCACUUGGAAACUGCAACGCAGCACUAGAUUCUGAACAGCAUGCACUUGACAUCCACCUUAAACUGUUCGGAGAAGAACACGCAGACACUGCUAAUAAUUAUCAUAACCUUGGAGCUACGCAACAUUCACUUGGAAACUUCAACGCAGCACUAGAUUCUGAACAGCAUGCACUUGACAUCCGCCUUAAACUGUUUGGAGAAGUAAACGCAGUCACUGCUAAUAGUUAUCAUAACCUUGGCAUUACUCAACAUUCACUUGGAAACUUCAACGCAGCACUAGAUUCUAAACAGCAUGCACUUGACAUCUGCCUUAAACUGUUUGGAGAAGAACACGCGGACACUGCUAAUAGUUAUCAUAACCUUGGAAUCACUCAACAUUCACUUGGAAACUUCAACGUAGCACUAGAUUCUGAACAGCAUGCACUUGACAUCCACCUUAAACUGUUUGGAGAAGAACACGCAGUCACUGCUAAUAGUUAUCAUAACCUUGGCAUCACUCAACAUUCACUUGGAAACUUCAACGCAGCACUAGAUUCUAAACAGCAUGCACUUGACAUCCGCCUUAAACUGUUUGGAGAAGAACACGCAGACACUGCUAAUAGUUAUCAUAGCCUUGGCAUCACUCAACAUUCACUUGGAAACUUCAACGCAGCACUAGAUUCUGAACAGCAUGCACUUGACAUCCGCCUUAAACUGUUUCGAGAAGAACACGCAGACACUGCUAAUAGUUAUCAUAGCCUUGGCAUUACUCAACAUUCACUUGGAAACUUCAACGCAGCACUAGACUCUGAACAGCGUGCACUUGACAUCCGUCUUAGACUGUUUGGAGAAGAACACGCAGACACUGCUAAUAGUUAUCAUAACCUUGGCAUCACUCAACAUUCACUUAGAGACUUCAACGCAGCACUAGAUUCUAAACAGCAUGCACUUGACAUCCGCCUUAAACUGUUUGGAAGAGAUCACGUAUGUACUGCUGAUAGUUUUCUGAGCCUUAUCACCACGCAGUUUUCACUCACCAACGCCGCUCUAGAUUCUUUAUUUACGGCACACACUUAA
Messenger RNA from Porites lobata, 22347 nucleotides. The record is from the annotation of a GenBank genome assembly. Lineage: Eukaryota; Metazoa; Cnidaria; Anthozoa; Scleractinia; Poritidae.